Molecule: messenger RNA, 1269 nt
Organism: Closterium sp. Naga37s-1
Lineage: Eukaryota; Viridiplantae; Streptophyta; Zygnematophyceae; Desmidiales; Closteriaceae
Source: the annotation of a GenBank genome assembly
AUGCCUCCGCUGCUCCCCGGCGCCCCGCAACAGUUCCCCCCUGCCUCCCCGCAACAGUACUCCCCCGCCCCCCCGCAGUUCCCCCCCGCAUCCCCCCAACAAUUCGCCCCGCCGUCCCCGCAGUUUCCGCCGGGGUCCGCGCAGCAGUUCCCCCCGGCCUCCCCGCAUCAGUUCCCCCCAGCAUCUCCGCAGUUCCCCCAGGGCUCCGCGCAGCAGUUUCCGCCGCAGCAGUUUCCGCCGCAGCAGAUGUUCGGAAUGGGGUUCGCGCGCGGACCUCCGGGGCAGUUUUCCCCUUCCCCCAACUUCUCUCCGCCAACCAUGUCCGCGCAAAACGUCCCCCCCGGUCUGGGCGCGCAAGCCAUGAGUCCGCUGAUGGGUCCGCCGUCCGCACGGAACGGACAGGUGUCUCCGAAUGGGAGGCAGCAGGGGAUGGAGGGGCGGCAGAGUCAGCAGCAGCAGGGGCAGAUGAAGAAUAAAGGCUCUGGCGCUGGAAAUGCGGGGAUGGGAGCGGGUGGUCCUGCUGGUGGGGGUGGGAAUCAGCGGAGGGGGCAGCAAGCGAGGGCAGGGCAGCAGCCCACGGAGGAGAGCACCCAGCGGACGGUCUAUGUGUCUGACAUCGACCACCAGGUGACGGAGGAGCAGCUCGCCACUCUCUUUCUCUCCUGUGGCCAGGUGGUGGACUGUCGGAUCUGUGGGGACCCCAAUUCGGUGCUCCGAUUUGCAUUCGUGGAGUUUACAGAUGAAGAGGGGGCCAAGAACGCGUUGAGCAUAGCAGGCACGAUGCUAGGAUACUACCCGCUCCGGGUGCUGCCUUCUAAGACCGCCAUCCUGCCAGUCAACCCCACCUACCUCCCCAAGAGCCAGGAGGAGAGGGAGAUGUGUGCUCGCACUGUGUAUUGCACCAACAUUGAUAAGAAGGUCACUCAGGCAGAUGUGAAGCUCUUCUUUGAGUCUCUCUGCGGAGAGAUCUCUCGUCUCCGUCUGUUGGGCGAUUACCACCAUUCUACUCGCAUUGCCUUUGUUGAAUUCGUGAUGGCUGAGAGCGCCAUGGCAGCAUUAAACUGCAGCGGAGCCAUCCUGGGCUCACUCCCCAUCAGCACCGCGCCACCACACCUAUCCACACCUAGCGUUCUCCCCCAGGUGGAGAGCGCGAUGGCAGCAUCAAACUGCAGUAAAGCCAUCCUGGGUUCACACUCCCCAUCAGCUUUUGAGUCGACUCAAAGCCAUCCUGGGUUCACUCCCCAUCAGGUCAGUGAAGCUCCUCCCUGA